Lactuca saligna is the source of this 321-nucleotide messenger RNA. The record is from the annotation of a GenBank genome assembly. NCBI's taxonomy places the organism in Eukaryota, Viridiplantae, Streptophyta, Magnoliopsida, Asterales, Asteraceae.
AUGCUAAAUCAAAUACAUGGUGUUUUAGGAAGCGGGGGUACUACGAAACAAGGGGCAGACGAGGAAGAAAAGAUUAAGACAGAAACAUAUCGUAAGGAUAAUGAAGCUUCCAGUUCAAGAAAAAACAAAGGAAAAGGAAUUAUUGAAGAUGAAAACGAUGAAAAUGCAAUGAUGUCUGAAUCAGAAAGGAUUGCUGGAGAGAAAAGAGACAAAGAGCUUGACAAACUCAUUUCACUUCGGAAGAAAUUCGAGGCAGAAGCAGCUGAAGCCAAAAAUGCAAAUCUGAUUCUAGAAACUCAGAAAUCUAUGUUUCCUGCCUAG